AUGGUCAGAGCAGCGAGUGACGUCCACAUGGUCAGAGCAGAGAGUGACGUCCACAUGGUCAGAGCAGAGAGUGACGUCCACAUGGUCAGAGCAGCAAGGGACGUCCACAUGGUCAGAGCAGCGAGUGACGUCCACAUGGUCAGAGCAGAGAGUGACGUCCACAUGGUCAGAGCAGAGAGUGACGUCCACAUGAGCAGAGUGACCUCCACAUGGUCAGAGCAGAGAGUGACGUCCACAUGGUCAGAGCAGAGAGUGACGUCCACAUGGUCAGAGCAGAGUGACGUCCACAUGGUCAGAGCAGAGAGUGACGUCCACAUGGUCAGAGCAGAGUGA
Messenger RNA from Knipowitschia caucasica, 333 nucleotides. Lineage: Eukaryota; Metazoa; Chordata; Actinopteri; Gobiiformes; Gobiidae. The record is from the annotation of a GenBank genome assembly.